This is a messenger RNA of Notolabrus celidotus (New Zealand spotty), 1850 nucleotides long. RefSeq names its product geranylgeranyl diphosphate synthase 1 (gene ggps1). The record is from RefSeq and is a predicted model, not a curated record. Gene Ontology annotation, biological process: isoprenoid biosynthetic process. Gene Ontology annotation, molecular function: prenyltransferase activity. NCBI's taxonomy places the organism in Eukaryota, Metazoa, Chordata, Actinopteri, Labriformes, Labridae.
UGACUCUAGGUCUCUGUCUUACAAACUGAGCCAGCAGCUCAUAUAUGUGUAGUUUUGAUUUACUAAAGGGCAAUAAACUUUAACCGGUCAAUGAAGCAAUGUAACUGCAAGUCACAGUGAGCCAGGCACCCAUGUUGUACCGAGCUGCUGCACUGCGCAUGCUCUGAAAGGAAACUGAAGCAUAUAAUUGUAGCUAGCUUGAUUUCAACGGUUACUGUCAUUACGCAGCGCGAGCCAUGCUAGCCGAGCAUUAGUGAGCUUCACACGGACUUAAAAUGACCUUAAAGAGGGGGUUUGAUGGUCGUAACGCGGGCCUUACUCGACUACAGCUGUAAAGGAAGCUUUUUAUUUGGGAAAGAAAAGAAGGAAUGAUCUACCGGCGCGUUAACGUUAGUGUGCUAGCGUCAGCUAACUAGCAUCGGGGCUAACCGGAAGCUGACAGACCAGGAAGUGAAGGUGGGUGGAGCUGAUGACGCAGUCAGGGACCAAACAGUGACAGCAGCACUUUAUCUGACUGCUAUGAAGCUUGAUGUUUGAUUAACAGUAUAGAUUUGAAAAACGUGGAACAAUGGACGCCGACUCAAAAGCCACCUCUGAGCGGAUCCUGCUGGAACCAUACAAGUACCUGUUGCAGCUGCCAGGGAAACAAGUGAGGACGAAACUCUCGCAGGCUUUUAACCACUGGCUCAACGUCCCGGAGGACAAACUGCAGGUGAUCAUCGAGGUGACGGAGAUGCUCCACAACGCCAGCCUGCUCAUCGACGACAUCGAGGACAGCUCCAAGCUGAGGCGAGGCUUCCCUGGCCACAGCAUCUACGGCGUCCCCUCCAUCAACUCCGCCAACUACGUCUACUUUGGGACUGGAGAAGGUCUGACCCUGGAGCACCCGGAGGCCGUCCGAGUGUUCACCAGCCAGCUGCUGGAGCUGCACCGCGGUCAGGGCCUGGACAUCCACUGGAGAGACACCUACACCUGUCCCUCGGAGCAGGAGUACAGGAACAUGGUGCUGCAGAAGACAGGAGGGCUGUUCGGGCUGGCGGUGGGCCUCAUGCAGCUCUUUUCUGAAUUUAAACAGGACCUGAAACCUCUCCUGGACACGCUCGGACUCUUCUUUCAGAUCCGAGACGACUACGCCAACCUGAGCUCUCGAGAGUACAGCGAGAACAAGAGCUUCUGCGAGGACCUGACGGAGGGGAAGUUCUCCUUCCCGACCAUUCACGCCAUCUGGUCGCGCCCGGAGAGCACUCAGGUGCAGAACAUCCUGAGGCAGCGCACCGAGAACAUGGACAUCAAACGGUACUGCGUGGACUACCUGGAGAGUGGGUCGUUCGCUUACACCCGUCACACCCUGCGGGACCUGGAGGUGGAGUCGUACCGGCUCAUCAAGGAGUUCGGGGGAAACCCGCAGCUGGAGAGUUUAGUCAAACACCUCAGUCAGAUGCAUCACGAGGCGGAGGCGUCAGCAGAGACCAUGACUGAUCCACGGUCCAGCCACGACGCCUGAACUCACGUACCCGCCACUUUAAAUAAAGACAACACGCAAUGCAACGACUGUCACCCACACCGCUUUGUUUAUACGAUAUCAGUGUUUUCUACCAGACAGGAAGAAGUAUUGUAUCAGUGUCUCUCAUCAUUACGGCGUAUCACGUGGAGAAAGUGAAAUAUGGAGAUGAUUAUUGAAAAGAUUUCAGAGCUUAACUGAAACGAACGACUCAGGAUCCCACUCCUCUUCCUGACGCCUCGCACCUUUUUGUCCAGGUCCACCUUUCACUCGCCAACCGACUGAUACAAACUCAUCUUCCUCUGAUUUUAAUUCAAUAAACCAGUCCCCAAAAUUGCCCAAAUCACAA